Molecule: messenger RNA, 3555 nt
Organism: Nerophis lumbriciformis (worm pipefish)
Lineage: Eukaryota; Metazoa; Chordata; Actinopteri; Syngnathiformes; Syngnathidae
Source: RefSeq, a predicted model, not a curated record
AUGAAAGGGCUGGGGACCAGCCAUAGCAGACACCUGUCUGACUCCUGUGACCCUUCCUCUGGCCACUUAGAGGCCCUCUACCCUCAGAAGACCAGCACCAUGCCACGCAGUCCUUACCUGUUGAGCCCUAGAAUGGACCAGUAUGGCACAAUGGACCCCCAUCUUUACCCAUCAGCCAACCCAGGCUCUCUUCCACCAGAAUGUCUGCUGCCUCUCAACAACCAGCUGUCAAACAGCAGCACCUUCCCCAGGAUUCACUACAACUCCUACGAUCCAUCGGACUUCUCCCCGCCUGUGGAGGGCAUCGGUGGAAUAAGAACUGGGACAUUAGGCGCAUCUAUGUCGAUGGGCAUGGGAUCAGGUAUGGGCAUGGCUGAGCUUAGUGGACGAACAUCUAUGAUUACAAGCGGUUCGGCGACUAUAUCACAUCACAUGAGCAAGAGCCAAACGCCUCACAGUCUUCUGGAGUUUGAUAAGCAACUGCCAGGCGGUCGGGAUGGCUUCAGCACCUUACAGUUCCAUAGAACAUCUGCUGUAGCCGCGGGCAAACAGCGUACAGACAGUCCUGGUCGCAUUCGGUACAUGCUACACUCAGUGCAGAAACUCUUUGCAAAGUCCCAGUCACUGGAGAGCCACCACAUGAAAGGAAACAUCAACGGACGGUCCACAGGUAGCGGCGGUGGCUCUUCGGGCACUGACGACGGAGGGAAGCAUAACCGGAGAGCCAAAAGCAAAGAUCGCGGAACUAAAUCGGAAACAACUACCAAGCGACGACCGCGCUCCAACAUGUCGGGUUACUGGAGCUCCGACGAUUUGGACAGCAGUGACAUGAGCAGCUUCCACAACACCAUGGCAAUGAUGACUAUAGGACGUGCCACUGACCAUGAGAGCCAGAAUAGAUACAUUCAUAGUGGCUACAACACCAUUAGCUCAUCUAAAAGCAGCAAUGACAUGAAGUAUCAGACACUUGCUGGACCUCCAAGUGCUGGAGGAAAUGGACUUGGAGAACCUGGGAAUAUGCUGAUGAAUGAUCAUGAUUACAUGAAAGGAGGGUCCUGGUCUGCGAUGACUAUGGGCCAGCCAAGGCAAGUGAUCCAGAAGGGCUCAGCCACUCUUGAUAGGUCCUUGCUUAAGUCCAAGUCAUGCCAACAGGAACUUACCUGCAACUACCUGCAGGUUGGGCGAAGGGGGGAUUGGAGCAGCUCAUUAGGUCGCAGCGGGGGUGCCAAUGAAAUUCCAUGUCGGCGGAUGCGCAGUGGAAGCUACGUGAAGGCCAUGGCAGACAUGGAGGACAGCGAAGACUCGGAGGGGAGCCCCAAACCCUCGCCAAAGACCGCCGCUCGCCGCCAGAGCUACCUCAGGGCCACACAGCAUUCUCUGAGCGACCAACUACCCCCACGCAACAGAACUCUGGAAUAUUCCGUAUUUCAAGGGGAGCUGGAUGCCCUGUGGUCACCCUUCCACAGUGUUUCCUACCACAACCAACUGGGCAGGUCAAUGAGCAGCUGUCUUCCAUCGCUCAGAGAGCUCGCCAAUAACCGCAGCCUGGACAACCUUGACUGCAUCGGGGGUACAGGCUCACCUGUGCCACAUUGGGAUGAUGAUGACUUCAGACACGCCUGCAGCACUUUGGGAAGACGUAGCUGCAUGGGACAGCUUCGGGACCUGAGUCAUCAUUAUGAGGACCGUAGCUCCGAUUCCACAUUCCGAGAUUCCCGCUCCCAUUCUCAGGACAACCCAGAGCCUCCGGACAUGCCCAUGCCCACUUGCUUCCGCUCCCGCAGUCACAGUUACCUGAGAGCCAUCCAGGCUGGCUGCUCUCAAGAUGACGACGUGACCUCCAUAGACUCAGGCUCGCUCCCGCCAUCUGACAGCACUGUUCGCACCUACGGUAGCAGCACUGACGGCCUUUCUACAAAUUGGAAGACAUGGAAAGAACAGUUUGGCUCUUACCUGAUAGCCACUGGCUUGGACAAAGCUCCAAAGGAGAAACAACUUGCUAUUUUUCUGCACCGUUUGGGGACAGACAGACCACGCAUCAUACCCACACACAAAGUCUCAUGCAUCACCACUUCUAAGAAGGCUGCUCCACCACCCGUGCCACCACGCACCACCUCCAAACCCUACAUCUCCGUGACUGUACAGAGCAGCACAGAGUCUGCCCAGGACAACUACCUGGAGCAAAGGUCCGAGGUCAACAGCCAGUCCAGCCACGCGCAAAGCAACUCUUCCGACAGCCUUGACAGCACCCGCGCCAACAGCCUGGCCCGGGGAUUACCUCGUCCUCCGCACAUCAUCCCCACUCCCAUCGCCAUCCCCAGAGAGCCGCUCGUCCCCACCACCGCCAACGCGUCCACGGAAACAAGCGACUCAAGCGUAGUGCUGCAUGAUUCCAUGAAGUCAGGAUUGAGUAACUCUGCUGACGAGGCGCUUGUGAUCCCAGUGCCCAGACGGAAACUCUCUUCAAUUGGCAUCCAGGUUGACUGUAUACAAGAAGUUCCACGAGAGGAGAGCCCACCACUGGCCAAAUUUCAAUCCAUCGGAGUACAGGUGGAGGACGGGUGGCAGCCCGGUCAUCCUUCUAGCAUGGCCUCCAAACAAGACACAGACUCAGAUAAACAGGAAGUCCCUGUUAUUUCCCACAUUAUUCAGGCCAAACCCACUGAAAAGAAAGUUAUGGUCAGUAGUGGCAGCCAGUCAUUGAGCUCCCCUCCUGAACAGGACUCCUUAGACAACGGGGACACUACCGGUGACACUUCCUCCCCUCCACCUCCCAGGCAGUUCCUCAACCGCUCCACCACACGAAGUAGCUCUUCCUCUUUCUCAGAAAGCCUUGACCCGGCACUGGACCCCUCAUCAUUACCCCCUCCAGAUCCCUGGCUCGAGAGCGGGAAUGGGAGUAGCAGCGUUGCCCCGCAGAGCGUUAGCGGAGGAGGCACACUGUGUCGGAGAGAUGGCCACUGGUUCCUGAAGUUGCUGCAGGCUGAAACUGGACGCAUGGAAGGCUGGUGCCAGCAGAUGGAUCAGGAGACCAAAGAAAAUGAACUCUCAGAGGAAGUGUUGGGUAAGGUCCGCAGUGCAGUGGGAAGUGCCCAGCUCUUAAUGUCCCAGAAGUUCCAGCAGUUCCGGGGAUUGUGUGAACAAAAUCUGAAUGUGAACGCCAAUCCACGGCCCACACCGCAGGACCUGGCUGGUUUCUGGGACCUGCUGCAGCUCUCCAUUGAGGACAUCAGCCUCAAGUUUGAUGAGCUCUACCAUCUCAAGUCCAAUGACUGGCAGCCUGCGCCGUCUGCGGCUGCCCAGUCGCCCCCUGAGCGGAAGGACGAGGAGAAGGAAACGAUUCCAGCGUCAAAGAAGGCUGCUAAAGGACGACCGAUGCUGGGCCGCGAGAAGAGCGCAGACUCGUCUUCUUCAGCUUCAGCAGAGAAGCAAAGGCAAGAGGCCCGCAGGCGUCUGCUGGCGGCAAAGAAGGCCGCUUCUUUCCGCCAGAACUCUGCCACUGAGAGCGCAGACAGCAUUGAAAUCUACGUCCCAGAAGCUCAGACGCGCCUUUGA